Lindgomyces ingoldianus is the source of this 3662-nucleotide messenger RNA. RefSeq lists its product as uncharacterized. The record is from RefSeq and is a predicted model, not a curated record. The transcript is spliced from 4 exons. NCBI's taxonomy places the organism in Eukaryota, Fungi, Ascomycota, Dothideomycetes, Pleosporales, Lindgomycetaceae. The coding region runs from base 9 to 3452 and encodes 1147 amino acids. Gene Ontology annotation, molecular function: zinc ion binding; ATP-dependent chromatin remodeler activity; nucleic acid binding.
GCACCACCAUGAUGGACUCAACCGACCUUGAUGAGAGGCCGCUGAAAAAGCGCCGCUUCUUUGCUGAAGACUCGUCGCCCAUCGCCGUCCGCUCACAUCACCACAGCUCUCCGCGAGCCCGCACGCCAGAGUUCGCGUCGCCGCUGCCAGCCCCACAUGGCGAUGCUGCCAGCCUGAUGGAAAACACGUCUAGUGGCGAAGAGGGUCGCGUUGGAGCAAACAUUGAUGGCUUCGAUGUCGGCCUACUCCAGGCAGUCGUGGGGGAGGUACCCCCGUCCGUCUUGGAGACGCUGAAGAGCAUGAGUGGGAACGAUGUGCAGCGAGCAAUAAACAUCUACCUCGAUGGCUCGUGGAAUACAGUCCCUGCCCAAGCUCCCUCUGUCAUCCCUCCGUCUCGUCAGUCUUCGCUGCAAAUGACACUGGGCAAUGGCCCCGGUAGACAGCCCUCCGAGCUAUCCAACCCCCCCACCCCUGAUUCUUCUGGUGCUUCAACCCCUCUCCUUCCUUCCCUCAAGGCAAUGCCCCAAAUGCGAUAUAUUGGCUCGUUCGGCGUGGUCGGAUGGGCAACAAAAAGUGGAAGGGGCUUGAUUAGACACGACGAAAAAAUCGCUAUUGAACGCACAAAGGUACAUGCCCCGGCUGGCAAAGUUGGAAAAGGCGGUCGUAUACGAGCGGUGCAGCUCAAAAAACAAGACAUCAUCGUGAGGUUUACCAACGACAGAGGCGAAGAGGUGGGAAGAUUAGAGAACGACUCGGCCGUUUGGAUCUCGUCAUUGAUUGAUCAGAAGGUGUGCUCGUUCGAAGGAACGUGUGUGUAUGCUCCAGAGAGGCUGCGGACCAGUGAGACAAUCUAUCUGCAGCUCCGCUGUCACUUGCUCCGGAGUGCCUUCGACAAGCGAAAGAAUUUCAAGAUGGAUAGCAACCGCGAGACCUCGUUCUUCGAGUCAAAAGAAAGCGAGGCCGAGCGAGAUCUGCGGCAGCGCCAGGUUGCGCUGGUGAAGCUCUUCGAGGCCAUCAGUCUGCAGCCCUCCCGCGUCAACACAACGACCGAGAAGCAUAAGCGUCAAGGGCUGCUUCAAGCAGCCGAAAUUGCCGAGCAGUACGACCAAAAACCCAUGUCAAAGAAUGCAGAAACUACGGAGCCUAGCUCCUCGCCACCCUCUGAAGAGGCGGAGGAAGGGCAAGAGCUUGAACAGGACCAGUUGGAUUCCCUGUACAAGAAAGCUCAGUCUUUCGACUUCAAUACCCCCGAAAUGGAUCCUGCCGAAACAUUUGUAUUGGACUUGCGGAAGUACCAGAAACAGGCCCUCCACUGGAUGGUCGGAAAAGAAAAAGACGAGGUGCUGCAGCAUAAGGAAGCCUCCAUGCAUCCGUUGUGGGAAGAGUAUGAAUGGCCGUCGCAGGAUGCUGACAAUAUGCCUGUUCCUAUUGUUGACAACCAGGCGAUGUUCUACGUCAACCCGUAUUCGGGAGAACUCUCCCUGGACUUUCCGAAACAAGAGCAGAAUUGUCUCGGUGGUAUUCUCGCUGAUGAAAUGGGCUUGGGCAAAACUAUUGAAAUGCUCAGUCUUAUUCAUACGCACAGGACAGAGCUUACAGACCAUGACUCGGGCUUCCUGAACGGUCUUCCCAGGCUUCCGAAAAACAGUAGCGAGGUCGAAUGUGCCCCAUAUACCACUUUAGUGGUGGCGCCUAUGUCUCUCCUCGCCCAGUGGCAAAGUGAAGCCGAAAAGGCUUCUAAGGCCGGCACUCUGAAGGUUAUGGUCUACUAUGGCUCGGAGAAGUCCGCAAAUUUGCAGAAGCUGUGCUGUGAAGCCAAUGCGGCCAACGCACCCAAUGUCAUCAUCACCAGCUAUGGAGUGAUCCUGUCAGAGUUCAACCAGGUUGCUGCGAUGGAGGGCAAUCGAGGCUCGCAUGGAGGGCUCUUCUCUCUGGACUACUUCAGAAUCAUCCUGGAUGAAGCCCACUUCAUUAAGAACAGACAGUCGAAGACAGCAAAGGCUUGCUACGAGCUCAGCGCAAAACACCGCUGGGUACUGACGGGCACGCCUAUCGUUAACAGACUUGAGGAUCUGUUUAGCCUGGUGCGCUUCCUUAAGGUCGAACCUUGGAGUAACUUCUCAUUCUGGAAGACUUUCAUCACUGUGCCUUUUGAGUCAAAAGACUUCAUUCGAGCCCUUGAUGUUGUCCAGACUGUACUCGAGCCCCUCGUCCUCCGCCGAACGAAGGAUAUGAAGACGCCCGAUGGCGAAGCUUUAGUACCCCUUCCUCCCCGCACAAUCGUAAUUGACAAGAUUCAACUUUCUCAGGAUGAGAGGGAUGUGUACGAUCAUAUCUUUCUGCGAGCAAAGCGCGUGCUCAAUGCUAACGCUGAGGCGGGAACGCUUUUGAAAUCCUACACUACCAUCUUUGCUCAGAUUCUCCGUCUUCGGCAGUCCUGCUGCCAUCCUAUACUGACCCGGAAGCAGGUCAUCGUCGCUGACGAAGAAGAUGCGGCACUGGCAUCCGAUCUCGCAAACGGUCUAGCGGACGACAUGGAUCUCCAAUCUCUCAUUGAACGCUUCUCUUCCGAAGGCGACCAGGACGUCAACACAUUCGGCGCUCAUGUCCUGAAGCAGAUCCAAGACGAAGCGGAUAGCGAGUGUCCCAUUUGCUCCGAAGAACCAAUGAACGAGCAAGCAGUUACUGGGUGCUGGCACAGCGCGUGCAAAGAAUGCCUUCUAAACUACAUCAACCACCAGCGCGACAAAAACAUCGUCCCUCGCUGUUUCAACUGCCGCGAACCCAUUAAUGCACGCGAUGUCUUCGAAGUCGUACGCCAUGAGCAUUUCGAUGACGACGAGAGCAACCUCCGUAGCGAUUCGCGAGAAUCGAGUCCCCCGGCGGUAUCACAGACUCCACGGGUUUCUCUCCGACGAAUUGGUAUCACGGGAUCAGCAAAAACGCAAGCUCUUCUUACGCAUCUUAAAACGAUUAGAAAAGAAGAUAAGAAAACUAAAUCUGUGGUUUUCUCGCAAUUUACAUCUUUCCUCGACCUCAUCGAACCCGCCCUGCGUCGCGACCACAUCCCAUUCCUCCGCUUCGACGGCACAAUGCCGCAAAAACUUCGCGCGACCGUUCUCACCGAGUUCGCAAAUUCACAUAAACCCUACGUCCUAUUGCUCAGCCUACGGGCCGGAGGCGUCGGGCUGAAUCUCACUUGUGCAAAGCGAGUAUUUAUGAUGGAUCCGUGGUGGAGUUUCGCAGUUGAGGCGCAAGCUAUUGAUCGUGUGCAUCGGAUGGGUCAGGAGAGCGAGGUUAAUAUUGUUAGGUUUGUGGUUGAGGGUAGUAUUGAAGAGAAGAUGUUGAGGAUUCAGGAGAGGAAGAAGUUUAUUGCGAGUUCUCUGGGUAUGAUGAGUGAUGAAGAGAAGAGGGUACAGAGGAUUGAGGAUAUUAAGGAGUUGCUUAGUUAGACAGCAGAGGGCUUGUGUGUCUGUCUGGUUUUGAGGGUUAGGGUGGAUAUGCUGACAUUUUGACAAUUCUCGAAUAUCAACUCAGCUUCGCUUGUUGUAAAACGCUAGUAUAUAUAUCACGGGAUGCUCUCUUUGUGUGGAUAUACAUCAAUUCGCAAUUACAUAAUUAGCAUUGUACAGGCGCAUGGAUUCAUGUUUUCGGCGUUUGCG